AUGUCUCACAGCAAAAGAAACACUUCGCGGCCAGUCUUCACCGCCCACGAACGAGCUCUCGCCCAGUCAGCCUGGGCCAAGUCCUCCGCCCGCCUCAAUCGCGAUUCAUUCUUACCAUUCGGUUCGUGCAGUCUGUGCCUUGGUGUGGCCCGCGACCCCGUGUCCUGCCCGAAAGGCGACGUCUUCUGUCGCGAGUGCGCCCUCGCCAAUAUCCUCGCCCAGAAGCAGGAGCUCAAGCGCGCCGAAAGGGCACGCAAGGCCGCCGACGAAGAAGCUGAACGUAAAGCUGCCGCCGACGAUGAGGAGGACCGCGCAAGGGCCAUUCGCGACUUUGAGAUGACCCAGGCCGGCCUCGAUGUCGCCCCAGCCAACAAAAAGUCCAGAAAAUCGGAGACUCGUGACGAGACCCAACAAUAUGUUCUCACUGCCGAUGCUCCGCGGCUCAACCUAUUGACAGAUGGCCGACAUGAUGACCACGAGGUUGUUGUGGCUGACAAGGGUGCGGCUGGCGCAAAGAGGAAGUUCAAAUUGGAUGAGCACGAGGUGGACCGCAACGACAAGCACGAUAAGGCUAAAGCCAGGAAGGCCAUUGAGGACGAAAAGCUAUUGACUUUUCAAAAUUCCAAGCAGGCUGCGAAAUCAUCAUUGCCCUCCUUCUGGACCCCGUCCCUUACCCCAGAUGUACACGAAAGCAAGAUUGGCCCCACUGCCAGAAAGAUCAAGACGACACCCACGUGUCCUGCCUCGUCUGAAGACGGACAGCACUCUAUUUCCCUGCAAAAGCUCAUCACCAUCAAAUUUGACGAGCAGGAAGACGCUUCUACCAACGAGAAGAAGCGCACCUGCCCCUCGUGUCGCAAGGCAUUAACCAACGCCUUGACUCCUGUCCUCGCUAGGCACUGCGGUCACGUCUUGUGUCGCAGAUGUGUCGACCAAUUCCUCAUCCCGUCGGCCAAGAAUAGGAGCUCCGAGCAAGGCUCCAUUAUAACAUGUUUUGUCUGUGACGAGCCGGUAGCGGUAAACCCGUCGGCGGAGGACGGUCCCAGGUCAGGCCUGCCCACUGGUCUAGUUUCCUUGAAGUCUGAGGGUACAGGCUUCUCGGCGCGGGGUACGAGCACAGUUGAGAAAUCUGCUGUCACGUUCCAAUGUUAA
Geosmithia morbida is the source of this 1152-nucleotide messenger RNA. RefSeq names its product nitric oxide synthase-interacting protein. The record is from RefSeq and is a predicted model, not a curated record. Bases 1 to 1152 code for a protein of 383 amino acids. NCBI's taxonomy places the organism in Eukaryota, Fungi, Ascomycota, Sordariomycetes, Hypocreales, Bionectriaceae. Gene Ontology annotation, molecular function: ubiquitin protein ligase activity. The transcript is spliced from 3 exons. Gene Ontology annotation, cellular component: nucleus.